This is a messenger RNA of Alnus glutinosa, 1636 nucleotides long. Its product is annotated as phosphatidylinositol/phosphatidylcholine transfer protein SFH12-like. The record is from RefSeq and is a predicted model, not a curated record. Lineage: Eukaryota; Viridiplantae; Streptophyta; Magnoliopsida; Fagales; Betulaceae. The transcript has 12 exons. The coding region runs from base 44 to 1519 and encodes 491 amino acids.
AUUCUUGAAGGCCAGGAAAUUUGAUAUUGAGAAAACAAAGCAAAUGUGGUCUGACACGAUCCAGUGGAGGAAGGAAUUUGGUGCUGACACUAUUAUUGAGGACUUUGAAUUUAAAGAAAUCAAUGAAGUCCUGGAAUACUAUCCCCAAGGGCAUCAUGGAGUAGAUAAAGAUGGACGACCUGUGUACAUCGAGAGAUUAGGCAAAGUAGAUCCAACCAAGCUGAUGCAGGUCACAAGCAUGGACCGAUAUGUGAAAUACCAUGUAAGGGAGUUUGAGAGGACAUUUGCGGUAAAGUUCCCAGCUUGUUCAAUUGCAGUAAAGAAGCACAUUGAUCAAAGUACAACCAUCCUGGAUGUGCAAGGAGUGGGACUGAAAAAUUUCAACAAAGCUGCCAGGGAACUUAUCAGUUCCCUUCAGAAGAUUGAUGGUGACAAUUAUCCCGAGACUUUGAAUCGGAUGUUCAUCAUCAAUGCUGGUUCUGGAUUUAGAAUGUUGUGGAACACCGUGAAGUCUUUUCUUGACCCUAACACUACAGCAAAAAUCCAUGUUCUUGGCAAUAAAUACCAGAGCAAGUUGCUUGAAAUAAUUGAUGCUAGUGAGUUGCCAGAAUUUCUAGGAGGCACUUGUACCUGUGCCGAUCAAGGAGGCUGCAUGCGUUCUGAUAAAGGCCCAUGGAAGGACCCAGAGAUACUAAAUAUGGUUCAAAAUGGUGAUCAUAAAUGUACAAAGAAACCCAAGACUCAAAUCACAGAGGAGAAGACAAUUUCUGAGGACAAGAUGGUGUACACCAAGGGUCGUGACUCUUCCAGCAUGGGGGCAGCUGCAGAUGUAGAUGACAUGCCAUCUUUCUCUUCUAGACUUCCAGGGGAGCGUAUCAAGCACCCACAACUCGCUCCUAUCCGUGAAGUUUCCAUUACACAAAAUUUCCAAGAGACCUGCAAGUGUGAAGAAUUUGUCCCAGUGGUUGAUAAAAAUGUGGAUCCAACUUGGCAAAAGAUGGUAGAUAAUGAAAGAUUUGCCCUUUCAAAAGCAGCAGAUUGUUUUGCCAUGCAUGAUGCUUGCAAAAUUCCUGAAGGGUUCAGCUCUCAAAUUUUUACUGGUCUUAUGGCAAUUAUUAUGGGCAUUGUCACCAUGGUCAGAUUGACACGCAACAUGCCCAAGAAGCUCACAGAUGCCACCAUCUACUCCAGCCCUUGUUACUGUGUUGACACAAUGUUCAAAGGCCAGGCACCUUCACACCAGUUUCCUGAACCUGCCAUCUCUGGCGUUGAGUACAUGUCUGUUUUGAAACGCAUGGUUGAAUUGGAAGAGAAAGUAAGUGUUUUGAGCAUGAAACCUUCUGCCAUGCCAGCUGAGAAGGAAGAAAUGAUGAAUGCUGCUAUAAGCCGGGUUGAUGCCUUGGAGCAAGAGCUUAUCGCAACCAAGAAGGCUUUGGAGGACUCAUUUGCCCAGCAAGAGGAGCUCAUAGCUUAUCUUGACAAAAAGAAGAAGAAGAAGAAGAAAUUGUUUAGCUGGUGAUGAAAGAAAUUAUGGACGCCAAGAGAUGCUCUCAGGAUACCAAAUGCGGUGAUGUCCCCUUCCCCGAAGCCACCCAAGUGUACUCCAUGUUCCCUUGCAUAAUAUAUAAAUAAAAAG